Messenger RNA from Schistocerca cancellata (South American locust), 2247 nucleotides. It is a transcript of the gene Gpb5, whose product is annotated as thyrostimulin beta-5 subunit. NCBI's taxonomy places the organism in Eukaryota, Metazoa, Arthropoda, Insecta, Orthoptera, Acrididae. Gene Ontology annotation, cellular component: extracellular region; cytoplasm. The transcript has 3 exons. The coding region runs from base 64 to 525 and encodes 153 amino acids. The record is from RefSeq and is a predicted model, not a curated record. Gene Ontology annotation, biological process: G protein-coupled receptor signaling pathway. Gene Ontology annotation, molecular function: hormone activity.
GCGUCGCUAGGAAGGCAUCCACCGCUGCACCCGUCUGCCCACACGAAUCGCCAGCACAGCACGAUGGCCCACUGCCGACUGAUGUACGUGUGCUCGGCGCUGCUCGCCGCCGCCGCCGCCGCCGCCGCGGUGGCCGACGCCGCCAUGGACCCGGCGUCGACGCUGGAGUGUCACCGCCGCCUGUACACGUACAAGGUCACCAAGACGGACGCCGACGGGCGCGCCUGCUGGGACGUCAUCAACGUCAUGUCGUGCUGGGGGCGCUGCGACUCCAACGAGAUCUCCGACUGGCGGUUCCCGUACAAGCGCAGCUUCCACCCGGUGUGCCUGCACGACGCCCGCGAGCGCCGCUCGGUGCGGCUGCGCAACUGCGAGGAGGGAGCCGCCCCCGGCACCGAGCGCUACGAGUUCCUCGAGGCCGUCUCCUGCCGGUGCGCCGUCUGCCGCUCCUCCGAGGCCAGCUGCGAGGGACUGCGCUACCGCGGCCAGCGCUCCGGCCCUUUCAAAGCGCUCGGCCGCCGGUAGAGGCGAAGCAGUUCACGCCAACCCAAACUGUCGCGUUGCCAGCCAUCCACUCCACGUACACAAAACUUCGUACUAACGCUGGUUUACCUUCCCUUCUGUUCUCUCUCCUUUCACACUUCCAUACAGGCUCAUCUACCCUAGGAAAUAAAAAAAGAAAUGUUCUGAGGUAUUUCAAUUUUUUCUGUGAUUUCCCCCCCCCCCCCCGCCCCCCUCUUAUAAUCUUAUCUGGGUUUUCAUCAACUACCUGUCAACAAUUAUUACACCAAUGUUCUUAAACAUACGUCUCUCUUCAGCCUUUCCCAGGAGACUAAUGUAGGUCUCUGGUCUGCUAUGAGCCUAAAGAGGCUACCAUCUGGAGGCAACUCGAUCUCUGAUGCGCCUCCAUAAGAACAGCAUGGACACCUGCAUUUCCUACUUCCCAACAGUAACCACCACUAACUGCCUAACUUAGACAAAGGGAUAUAUUGUGGAAUUUACGCAACUUGUGAUUUGAUCCAUUAUAAAUGGUUUUUGAAAGCCUGCGACUGUAGAUACAAUAUGUUUGUUUAUAAAUAAAUAAAUCUUCUGCUACCAGUCACGAUUUUCUCUUUAUUUUACUAUUCGCACGACGCGUUUCGAGAAAUAAUUCCCAUCAUAAAAAAAAUGGCUUAAUACACACCAAAAACGCACUUGAAAAUGGGAUUUAUUUCUCGAAACGCGUCGUGCAUAUAUUAAAAUAAAGGAAAAAUCGUGACUGGUAGCAGAAGAUUUAUUUAUUUAUAAACAAACCUAUUACACAACUUGAUCUGGUGGCAGACCUGAAAGCCAUGUAUUCUUACACCUUUUAGGUUCUGUUGGCUUAUGUACAGAGUACAGAUAACUUCUGGGGCAUCACAUUAAAUUUCUAUUCCCUUUAAUACAGAACCUACUUUGAACUACUUUCUCACAAUAUGCAUUAUUUCUGCCAAACUGAGCCAACCGUGGUGGAUGGCUACAAACUGACACGAUCUCUCACCAUUUAUGCCAAAGAUUACUUUCAGUAUUACCUUAGCUAUAAAUCAUUUUUACUAUCUGCCUCUGGUAAUUAGCCUUAGUAUGUAUAAUUUGUUCGUCCCUAUGAAACACGCUGAAUCGUAAAACCCGUGUGUAACUGUCAUUAGGAAUUGUACAACUCUUUAUGGGUUUUUGUUGAUUUAUUGAGUAUACCUCACAGUACCCCGUUAUGUAACAUCUUCACUUACUGCCUCUGUUGCCAAAUUAAGUUCGAUUUCUCGUUGUUUUUUUUUUCUUUUUACAAUAAACUCUUAAUCAAAGAACUUUAAGUUACUUACCUGUCCAUAAAUAGUGUGUUAUGUAUUCAAAUUAUAAGUCAACAUUGUUACGUUACAUGUACAAUUUAUUAUUCCCGAAGAGUCUCAACUGAAAACUGUUCAAAAAUAAUUUACCACAAACUGCGUUACGCUUAAAAAUAUUACCAAUAAUUUGGAGCAUAAUUUAAAAUCUCAGCUUCAGACUGCUCUGAAAGAGACGGGUGAUUUCAGAAUUCUUUUCCUGAAUAUUUGCUGUAGCAUAUAGUACAAAUGAGAAAUAGUACAAUUGACUCUCUUACUUUUAUGCUGAACAAAACUUUUAUCUAUGUCUGCCGUAUAUUAGUUAUCUCAACUGCUGUUCUUUUCUUGUAUGUUUAUUGCCAUAUAUUUUCACUGAAUGUUUAGUAUAGAAACUAGUUUCAAUUCAUGUAGA